AACCUAAAAUGUUCUUUGAAUUGUUGGGUCUAAACUUUUGGUGAACUUUGGGGAGCCAAAACACACCCAGACUGGCCGUCUCUGCAUAAUCCUUUCUGAACCCUUUAUCGAACAAAGCACUGACCUGCAAACUACUCAUGACACCCCCUUUAUUAAGUAGCCAUUAGCCUUUAUCUCUAUGCAUUUACUUGUUAAACUUGCUUUUCCUGUAAAAUAUUGAUUGAUUAUGCAUGACCAUUAUCUUUUGUUAAUCACUUUGUUUACUUCUGUGUAUAAAUAUUGAUGCUCACCCCUAAUAAAGGGGCCACACUUAAUCUAAAGCUUUGAGAGCUAAGGAUAGUGUGAGCCCGUUGAUCAACGCAUUGGUGUCUGGUCUCUGACAGAAUUGUGUGCCCCAUACCAACUCCGCACGAACUCGGGUGCUGGAGAGGUGAGUGAGGACUUGCUUUAUUACCUAACAAUUUGGGGGCUUGUCCGGGAUUCCUUCUGGUGCGGUACCUCUGUCCAGUGGUCAGACCACUCAUAUAUGAAUUGGCAAGGCGCCACAGGAGAUUUCUCCCAGCCAAUUCAAUAUUGAGGGGUCGUGUACUGGACAGCAGGGUAAACGCCAGUUGGAGGGCUCCUGUCAGACACCAUGGGUCAAGGGACUAGCGUGCCUCUUGAGAGUCCGUUGGGGAUUGUAAAUAAGUUAUGGAACGAAGGGAAACUCCCAGUACAGACAGGAAUGUCUAGGAAGAAGUUGUACACACUAUGUGUAAGGAAUUGGACUGGGUAUACCGCGGUAUUGGCCGACCCGGAGAUGAGGUGGCCUUCGUAUGGCUCUUUCGAACAGGCUGCCUUAAGAGGAGUAAAGAGCCAGAUCGAAAAAGACCAUCCGGGACAGUUAUGUUACUGGUUUUGUUGGGACACAGCAGCAGAGCUGUGGAAAUCUUUAAAAAUUAUGGCAGUCAAGUACUCUCCCGAGAGUGAACCCCCUCCAGGUUAUUUCGAUGAAGGGUGUAGACCACGGCGUGUUUUGACUCGUCAGCUGGUCCCCUCUGCACCUGCCCCUAUUCCUCCGCAGGGGAACUCUCUCCUUGUAGCAGAGGGGAAUCUGCAGGAUACCAGAUUGGAAUUUCUGCAGAAGGAUGAGGAGGAAAUGGAGGGGCAAACCUCGGGAGGAGUGGUUACUAGGCUAAUGUCCAAGCAGGUACGGCAGGGUGCAUGCCCCCCCCCUGAGGAUAGCCCAGAGGAUGUCCCCGUCAAAUCUCUUGCGAGUAAUAAAAGUAUAGUUAGAGAGAUGCCUUUACAGGUGCACGAUCAACCUUAUAUGGGCAAUGAUGGACGGUUACAACAUGCUAAUAUUGUGGAAUAUAAAGGAUGGCUAGAAUGGGACUUGAAAGAGUGGGGACAGUUGUCAGGGUCUUUUGGGGAAAAUCCCCGAAAGAUCAUAGAACUUCUAGAAAGAUUGUUUUUAAGUUAUAAUCCUACUUAUACGGAUGUGGAUCAGUUGUUAAGUAGAGUUUUGACCGGAGAGGAACGUAGUAGAUUGUGGAUGGCAGAAAGGACAUGGGGAGAUAGCAAUGCAGCUAAUCAUACUUGGAUGGAUAGGCGGGAUCUGGCCGCUGGCUGGAAUCCCCUAGACUGGACUCAGCCAAGGCUGACUCAGCUGCGAACAGAUCGAGAGCGAUUGUUAGAGAGACUCAAGGAAAUGGCUCGCCGCUCGCCUAAUCAGGCUAAGUUCAUGCAGAUUCGGCAGGAAUCUGAUGAGCCGCCCAGAAAGUUCUGGUCGAGGCUAUUGGAGGGGGCCCGAAUGUUCACUCAGAUGGAUCCUGAGAGAGAAGCAGACCACCCUACUCUUAUUUCAUUUUUUGUGAAUCAGUCGGUGCCCCCUGUAAGGGAUUACUUCUUAAAGUUUCGCCCUGGUUGGGGAGGUGAGUCAGUCACUUCAGUGUUGGACGUAGCUGAUUUUGCCUGGGAGAAAGAAAGGGAAAGUAGUAAAAAGAAAGAGAAAAAGGAAGAAUAUAAGCUGAUGGCUUUAGCUUUUCACGGCGGUGUUCAAGGCAAAGGCCGUGGCCGUGGCAGGGGAUUCCAGGGUGCUCGGGGAAGAGGGUCCUGGCGACCCCAGCCAUCAGGAAAUUGUUUUCAGUGCGGACAGUCCGGUCACUUUAAACGUGAAUGCCCCUGGGGACGCCCAGAGGGUCUGGUUGCAUCCGCAGAUGCUUACACAAGUGAGGAAUACACCCCUGCACCACCAGCUCAGCCCAUUCCCCAGGCCUGGAUCAACUACGGGAAACAGCAGCAGCCGCAGCACACUCAGCCUCCUCAAUGACGGUACCCCGGGGGCGAAGGCAAACAAUGUGAUGGUCUUAUUUCCUUAAUGUCUUUAGCCGGCUCCUUUCUCACUUUCUCGCCUCCCAGCAAAGAGCCUCGUUUAACCCUUUCAGUCCAGGGACUGCCUGUCUCUUUCCUCAUUGAUACUGGGGCUACUUUCUCUCUUUUAAAUCAUGCCCCCUCUCCCUGGCUAUCCUCUGAGGUUAAAACUGCGACUGGGGUGGAGGGCA
Messenger RNA from Gopherus flavomarginatus (Mexican gopher tortoise), 2543 nucleotides. RefSeq lists its product as uncharacterized. Lineage: Eukaryota; Metazoa; Chordata; Testudines; Testudinidae. The transcript has 2 exons. Gene Ontology annotation, molecular function: zinc ion binding; nucleic acid binding. The record is from RefSeq and is a predicted model, not a curated record. Bases 635 to 2311 code for a protein of 558 amino acids. Gene Ontology annotation, biological process: virion assembly.